AUGCACCGGGUCGUCUCCCCCGAGCUCCGCGCGCGCCCCAUCCGUGGCCGCCCCGACCCCGUCACCGGAGGCCACCUCGCUGGUCCGCCAGCGCCGUCGUCCUCCCCUGCGUCGUCGUCGUCGCCAUGUCGCCCAUGCCGCUGCCCGACGCCGCAAGACACCGCCGCCACCCAAGGACCGCUCCGCCGCCUCGACAACACCGCCUCGCCGGACCGCCUCCCCAACGUCGUCGCCGACCCCGACCUUCAUCGAGCCCAUGGCCCCGUCCCCUACACUCCCUCGGUGAGGCCCCGGCCUCCUCUUCUCCCUCCCGGCACCGUCCCAUCGCGCCCGCCCCCGCGCCACCCCGGCGCCUCACCGGCGCCGCACUUCCCGGCCUCCUCCCUCUCCUUCAUGCACCGGGUCGUCUCCCCCGAGCUCCGCGCGCGCCCCAUCCGUGGCCGCCCCGACCCCGUCACCGGAGGCCACCUCGCUGGUCCGCCAGCGCCGUCGUCCUCCCCUGCGUCGUCGUCGUCGCCACGUCGCCCAUGCCGCCGUCCGACGCCGCAAGACACCGCCGCCACCCAAGGACCGCUCCGCCGCCUCGACAACGCCGCCUCGCCGAACCGCCUCCCCAACGUCGCCGCCGACCCCGACCUUCAUCGAGCCCAUGGCCCCGUCCCCUACACUCCCUCGGCCACAGUGGAAAAGAGCCCUCAAAGUGAAGCUGCGAUGUCGACAGUGCUUACUGUGGCGGCUGUUGCGGCGCUAGGGGAGACCGACCAGGUGGUGACCCCGUGGGAGGUGGCCGGCACGGCACAAGGAGGAGUCAACUACGAUAAGUUGGUGGACCAAUUUGGGUGCCAACGCAUCGACGCCGCGCUCGUUGACCGCAUCACGCGCCUUACAUCCAGACCGCCGCAUCGCUUCCUCCGCCGUGGGAUCUUCUUUGCCCAUCGCGAUUUGAACCAGAUAUUGGACCUGUACGAGCAGGGGGGAAAGUUCUACCUCUACACGGGAAGGGGACCCUCCUCGGAGUCACUGCACCUUGGCCACCUUGUCCCCUUCAUGUUCACAAAGUACUUGCAGGAUGCCUUCAAGGUGCCUGUAGUGAUACAGUUAACCGAUGACGAGAAGUUCCUCUGGAAGGACUUGUCUAUUGCGGAAUCUAAACGGCUUGCCCGUGAAAAUGCCAAAGACAUCAUAGCUUGCGGGUUUGACGUUGAAAGAACUUUCAUUUUCUCAGAUUUUCAAUAUGUUGGAGGUCCCUUCUAUGAAAAUAUGAUGCAAGUUGCAAAGAGUGUGACAUUUAAUACUCUUAGAGGCACUUUCGGAUUUACUCCAGAAGAUCACAUAGGAAAGUGUUGCUUUCCUCCUGUGCAAGCUGCUCCAUCAUUUGCUUCGUCAUUUCCCCAUUUCUUUGGGGUUAAUGACCAGCCGCGGUGCCUUAUUCCAUGUGCAAUAGACCAGGAUCCUUAUUUUAGAUUGACUCGUGAUGUUGCUCCUAAAAUGGGUUAUCCGAAACCUUCACUUAUUGAAUCAAAGUUUUUCCCUGCUCUUCAGGGGGAGUGUGGUAAAAUGUCUGCCAGUGACCCGACUAGUGCAGUAUAUCUGACAGAUAAACCUAAAGUAAUUAAAGAAAAGAUUAGGAAAUAUGCUUUCUCUGGUGGCCAGUCCACCACGGAGCUCCAAAGGAAAUAUGGAGCAAACCUCGAUGUUGAUGUCUGUAUCAAAUAUUUAAAUUUCUUCCUUGAAGAUGACGCUGAGUUUGAGCACAUAAAGAAGGAAUACAAAGUUGGGAAUAUGCUAACAGGCGAAUUGAAAGACCGUGUCGUUGGCGUUCUAUCGAAGAUAGCAUUAGCACAUCAGAAUGCUAGAGCUCAAGUGACCGAGGAGAUGGUUGAUGCAUACAUGUCUGCUAGUCCUCGUCCCAAUAUGUUUGGGACCCAUUCUGAUUAUGUGAAAUCGUAA
This is a messenger RNA of Triticum dicoccoides, 1950 nucleotides long. RefSeq names its product tryptophan--tRNA ligase, cytoplasmic-like. NCBI's taxonomy places the organism in Eukaryota, Viridiplantae, Streptophyta, Magnoliopsida, Poales, Poaceae. The coding region runs from base 1 to 1950 and encodes 649 amino acids. Gene Ontology annotation, cellular component: cytoplasm. Gene Ontology annotation, molecular function: tryptophan-tRNA ligase activity; ATP binding. The transcript has 14 exons. The record is from RefSeq and is a predicted model, not a curated record. Gene Ontology annotation, biological process: tryptophanyl-tRNA aminoacylation.